GAUAACAGAAAGCAUCGCUUAGGUUAUCCUGCUCUGAGUAACGUUAUCUGAUAUGCCAACCGCCCUAAAAAAAAUAUAAGAAGAAGAAGAAGAAGAACGUUAUCUGAUGUGAAGCCGCUUUAUCGCGGAACUCUUGAUUAAUGACAUUGGAUCAUCGAUAAACCGUGAUCCUUGGACUAGACAGAGGAUUUAAACAGACACCCGUGAUAUUGCGCCAUAUUCUAGUAGUUAGUUAGCAUCUCUAGCUGCAGCUCUACCGUCACGACGCUAACGUUACACGGCUAACUGACCUCAGAGAAAUAACUGCUAACCAAAAUGCCGUUUUACUUUCUUUAACCGAUAAACUGGAUUCACCCGGAUGCUUGCUGAACACAAACACGCUGGACUAUUUAAACUGUCAGAUAUUGUUUUGACGCAGAAAUUGUUUUGAGAAGAAGUUAGCCUGGUUAGCUUUGGGCAGGCGCUUGUGGUGUUACUUCACAUACAGCAGCUGUUUAUACAGAAACUUUCGUAUUUCAGCUUAUAAUUCAGUUGUCGUGUAUGUUUGGAUACUAGUGCAGUGUUGUAUCAGUAAGUAGCAGGCUUGAGUCUCGCGUAAGCUGUAUGAGUGUGUGAUAGAUGAGAGUGAGAUGCAGUGGUGGUGAGGACGAGCUCAAUGCCGUGUGUGCUGGAGGAUGAUGCGGAUGAGCUGGAUGAUCACAGUCAUUAACAGAAGAAUGAUGAAGAUCCUGAUCGCCCUCGCUCUCAUUGCCUACAUCGCCUCUGUCUGGGGAACCUACGCAAAUAUGAGGUCUAUACAGGAACAUGGAGAAAUGAAGGUUGAGCAGAGGAUAGAUGAGGCAGUGGCACCUCUCAGGGAGAAGAUACGAGAACUUGAGCUUAGUUUUACCCAGAAGUACCCACCUGUGAAAUUCUUAUCUGAGAAGGACCGAAAGAGGAUUUUGAUCACCGGUGGGGCAGGAUUCGUGGGCUCGCACCUCACUGAUAAGCUGAUGAUGGAUGGUCAUGAAGUGACAGUGGUGGAUAAUUUCUUCACUGGCCGCAAGCGCAAUGUAGAGCACUGGAUCGGCCAUGAGAACUUCGAGCUGAUCAACCAUGAUGUGGUGGAGCCUCUCUAUAUUGAAGGAUUGGCCAAGCGAGUCGGAGCUCGUUUGCUCCUCGCCUCCACUUCAGAAGUGUAUGGAGACCCAGAGGUGCACCCCCAGAAUGAGGAAUACUGGGGUCAUGUGAACCCUAUUGGCCCCCGGGCCUGUUAUGAUGAAGGGAAACGUGUUGCUGAGACGAUGUGUUACGCCUACAUGAAACAGGAAGGAGUAGAGGUGAGAGUGGCUCGGAUCUUCAACACCUUCGGGUCUCGCAUGCACAUGAAUGAUGGGAGAGUGGUCAGUAAUUUCAUUCUGCAGGCUUUACAGGGAGAGCCGCUGACGGUUUACGGUUCAGGUUCUCAGACAAGAGCUUUCCAGUAUGUGAGUGAUCUGGUGAAUGGCCUGGUGUCCCUGAUGAACAGUAACAUCAGUAGUCCAGUUAACCUGGGCAAUCCAGAGGAACACACUAUACUAGAGUUUGCACAGCUUAUUAAGAGUCUAGUUGUGAGCCGCAGUCAUAUUCAGUUCCUUCCAGAAGCACAGGAUGAUCCACAGAGAAGACGGCCAGAUAUCCGCAAGGCCAAAAUGCUUCUGGGCUGGGAACCUGUGGUGCCACUGGAGGAAGGCUUGAACAAAACCAUCCAGUACUUCAGCAGAGAGCUGGAGCAUCAAGCCAACAAUCAGUAUAUACCCAAACCCAAAGCUGCACGGAUGAAAAAAGGAAGACCCAGACACAACUGAUGAAUUGUGUUGAUCUCAGGGAUGCUGGGAUACUGAAGGACCUUAGACGUCCAGCAACCAUUUUACAGCGUGGGUCUCCCACCUCCCACUUUCAGAUCCAUCUUUUUGAAAAAAUAAAUAAAUUAAAAAAAGGAAUUUUUCUGAUGCUUUUCGCAAAUGUUUUGAAAAGCAGCUCAGGCAGAGAGCUGUCUCUAAAGAGUUUGUUUUUCAGUCAAAUGUGCCUCAAAGAUAUCCGAUUUACAGACUUUGCCUUGCACUUUGGUUUGUCAGUCGUCUGUAUGUUAUUUAAAGCAAGCUUAGAUCUUCAUGUGCAUUUGUGUUGUGUGUUUACAUUCUGUGCCGUUUUAAUUGAUGUGAUCUUAUUUUUUUAUCAUUGUCAAAGCUAGCGUUGUGUUAUUGCUAAAUGGACACCUGUAGAAAAUUAGCGUUUGCAAACUAUUUAAAGAUCUCGAAUGUCUGGUCUGGAGCUGGAAACCUCAUCCAGCUCUGUCAAGAAAUUUGAGGACACGGAUGAAAAACAGCUUUGGAAAAUGUUCUUUCUGCUUUAAACUUUGUGAUGAUUUUGAGCAAAAGCUGUUGUUACCUUUGUGAAACUUCAUACAGAACUUUGAACCUAUAAUUGAUUUCAGGUGAAAAUAAUAUUUUAAUA
Sinocyclocheilus anshuiensis is the source of this 2475-nucleotide messenger RNA. RefSeq names its product UDP-glucuronate decarboxylase 1 (gene uxs1). Gene Ontology annotation, biological process: D-xylose metabolic process. NCBI's taxonomy places the organism in Eukaryota, Metazoa, Chordata, Actinopteri, Cypriniformes, Cyprinidae. The transcript has 14 exons. Bases 675 to 1826 code for a protein of 383 amino acids. Gene Ontology annotation, cellular component: cytoplasm. The record is from RefSeq and is a predicted model, not a curated record. Gene Ontology annotation, molecular function: UDP-glucuronate decarboxylase activity; NAD+ binding.